UUACUCUGUGGAGUCUGCUCAAGGCUGGAUGCCAGCUAAAAGGCACGUAUCCGCUCCAAACCAAUAGCACAUGCUCACACACACGAGGAAGAACCGCUGGGUGACUUGCGUCUUGGCGCAUGAGUUGGAAACGGCGAGCUGGAGACGAGACUGCAGCGCACUUUAAUGUUUUGGCAAAACUUCCCGAAAGGAGUUUUUCGCGCUUCUCGUAACAACAGUCACCCUUGCGUUUAUUAGCUAGACCUGCACUUUUAAUCACCGCCAGGGCGAGAAGGCAGGAAGAAAACGAGAACGGGUAGCCAAAAGCGCCGCUAUCGAACGGACAGCACUGCGAGGACAUUUCAAGGUGCUACUGAAAGAAGUGGGAAUUGUUAUCUUGCAGCAUGUUUGGAGCGAGCAAGAACGUGUGUGUACCUCUCAGCGUUGCAUUUGUAGUGUCUUUGGAGCUAGUGCUGUGUUUCCCUACCAGACAGAACAAGAGCGCGACCGCGAGAUUCAGACACGGCGCUGCUGCUGAGGCACACAUUCAAACAUCCUCAAGUGGCAUUAGCGAAGGCCAUGAUCUAGAGCAGAACCAGGUGCAGAGUGUGUUGACUGGCUCAUAUCAACUGCAGCAACAGCAGUAUCACAGGUGGUCCCAGCAACAUUCUCUGGGGGUUCUACCACAGCCUGAGCCGGAAGAGGAGUCCAAACCUUUCAUCUUGGACCUCAAGAACUUCCCUGACUUGGCCAGUGCUGACACUGGCUCUCAAAACCCCAACAUUCAGGUUACGAUAGAGGUGGUGGAUGACCCUCAGAUGGAAGUGGAGAUGGAUCUGGUUAAGGAGCGCAACAGUGAUUGGCCCAUCUCCUCCUCUUCCCCCUCCCCUGUGGUUGACUGGUUGGGUGGUAAGAAGCUGUUCUGGCCGCUGUUUUGGGGCUACACUGAUGUGGACUCAGGCGAGGACAGCACAGACCAGGGAGUGAAAGAGGUGGUGGAAGAUGAAAAGUUUGAAGAGGAAGAGGAGGAGAACUACACAUCUGAUUUUGAUAGUCAAGAGCCCCUUCCCAGUGGGCUAGGUGGGAUAGAUGGCGAAUUGGAAAGCCAAUGGAACCUGGGCUGGGACUUCACACAUAGAAACACUGAGAAAGACGAGGACAAUUGGAGUGCAUGGGGGCCUUGUUCUGUCACCUGUGGCCAUGGCAACCAGACUCGCACACGAUCAUGUGGGGAUUUCUGCAUGUCCACCGAAUCCAGGAGUUGUUACCUUAACCCUUGCCCAGAUGAUUUGAAUCCAAUAUCCAGUGUUUUCCCCUUUGAGAUGGAGAAUGGGACGGAACCUUUUGGCACAGACAUUGACAGCUGUGAGAAGUGGCUGAACUGUAAGAGCGAGUUUCUGCAGCGCUACCUGCAGCAGGUCCUCAUGGAAUUACCCAACUGUCCCUGCUCCUACCCCACCACAGCUUCCCAUAGUGCACUUAACCUGCCAGACGAGGGGCACAAGCAAACAUUCCACUGGAGGGACGCUAGCAAUCCCAAGGAGCGGCUGGACAUCUACAAGCCUUCGGCACGCAGCUGCUUGCGCUCUGCACUGUCAGCACAGGGCACCACAUUGGCUGCUCAGCACUGUUGCUACGAUAGCCAGGGCCAUUUGAUCACAAGGGGCAAAGGGGCAGGCACGCCAAAUCUCAUCAGUACAGAGUUCUCUCCUGAGCUACAUUUCAAGGUGGACAUACUGCCCUGGAUCUUGUGCAAGGGAGACUGGAGCCGCUUUCACGCUGUGCGGCCACCCAACAAUGGCCUGAACUGCCCUGAGAACCCCCGCCAGGAUGUCUUCAUGAAUGAAUUGGAGGAGGCCAGAGAAUACUGAUCAAAUGCCCCACACAACAACGCCAGUCCUGUCCUGUGAGAGUUUCAGUUUCCAUGCUUGAACUUCAAACUACAUUUCACAGCUGCUUUCCACCCUGUUAAAGGUGUAGCAUGUUUUUUAGCAUGGUUCCCUGCCCACUCUAUGCAUUUGUUUUUAGUGUUUAGGAGAUUGGUCAGUGGUCCAAAGGUGGCACAUACAUGCACAGCCAGCCUCCUAAAGUGUAUGUAUUUUUUAAUGAAUAUGUAAACAUUAUAUAAAGGUAUAUAGGAGUAGUCACAUAUUUUUCAAGUUCCAGAAUGUACUUUAAAGUUAUCAACAGUUAGAGCCUCUGAUCUUUUAGCCAGAAACAUACUUUUAACGCUGCUACGAUGAUUAACCUGAAAAACAUUGAUUAUUUACCUAGUCACUUAAUAUAAAAAGCUUUAUGGAAAGGAAAGUCAGACAGGCCAUACAGAUCGAGGCAGUUUAAAGAUUGGUCAAAUAUCCAGGCUAAGCAACACCAAUGUACUAUGAUCAAACAGAAUCUAUGUUUGCAUUAAAACAGUUCAGUUUUGUUUUCUUUCAAGGUCUGAAUGGUAGGCAUGGAAAAAUAUUUGUGUAGGGGAUGUUUCCCAACAGACAAGUGCUGUGUCAUGGACUUAGAACUUGCCAGCACAACAGCUCAGUGAGAGAAACACGUAAAUCAUCACAAACUUGAACACUACAGUUUCAUUUACUGUAAUUAUCUGCUUAUCAGGUUAUUUAUCUUGAGAUUUGAUCAGCAGUCUUUAAAUACAACACAUUCUAGAUAUUAAUUUUAAUUAUUGAUGCUGUACAACUUCUUGAUUAUUAUGUAAUACACAACUGUGUUGUCACCAGCUUCCUACACUCUUGAAAAUUAAGGUGCCAAAAGGACCAAGGGUUCUUUGGAGCAAUGCCAUAGAAGAACCACUUUUUGUUCCCUAAAGACUUUUGUAAAUGAGACAUAUUAGUCAGAAGAAACUGUUUAAAGUUGAAUGAACCUCCACAUAAUGUAAAGGUUCUACACCAAUUAGUUUUUUCUUGAACCAUAUGUCUAAACUAAGGACCUUUAUUUUUAGGAGUGUACUAAUUAUUUUAAGCCUACUUGUUUCACAUUACAAUGAUUUUUAUACGUAUCUGCAGCAAAAUUGGUUCCACAUUAUGGAAAACCUUGAUUUCAGAUGUUUUAGCAGUAACUGAAAUGAUAAUCAAUUCAGUAAUUCAAAUUCCAGCAAUUGCUGUUGACCUCUGUUGGAGUUCCUCUCUGACAGAAAGCAUCAGGCUCAUCUUUGAUGAACACUUAAAGAUUGAUGUCAUGGCGAUAUUUGAGAAGCUGACCAGACAUUACCUUCCACUACUAACUCAGGGGAACUUACUUCACAGCUAGCACAGUUCACUUACCUCUUCAGUUAAAGCCUCAACAGAACCUCUGAUUUCAGGUUGAGGAGUAGGGGAGUGCUAAAUGAAAAGGGCAGAUUUUAGAAGAUGGUUAAAAGGUAGUUUUGUGUAUACUUUAUGUGCAGUUUUCCUGUCAAUCUGUUAUUAUAGUGUUAUUAUUUUUUUUUCUCUGUAUAUAAUGAUUCAUUGUUUGGGAGCUGUAUAUUUUGUCAAUGUUUAUGCUCCAGACAUCUUUUCAGGAAUCAUUUUCAAGUGCAUACAAGUUUGCAUGCAUCUUUUUAUUAAGGAUGGCACUUUAUUUAAAGUAUAUACAAAUGAAUAUGUAUGCAUUUAAUGUCAUUUGUGGUGUUAUUAUUGUGAAGGAACCUACUUGCUAUUGUUUAUUUUCUGUCAAAUAUAAUGGCAAGCACAGUAUUUUGAGUUCAUGUUAGAUGUGAGACUGUACAGUAUUUAUUGUCUAUUUUCUUAAAUUUGAUAAGUCUUUGAAAUGAUAUUCCUACCUGGUGCACUACUUUGACUGAGACCUCUAGGACACUGUCUCAAAAAGAAGGGAAAGCAUUUUGUCUGUUACUCCAACAGCAAGUCAAAGGGAAAAAACUGUCUCUGUAUUUUAAUGCUCCGCUAGCUGAAAGCUGUGUUGUGACAAAUACAAAGAUGAAUAAAAAAGAUACAAAAAACA
Messenger RNA from Pygocentrus nattereri (red-bellied piranha), 3927 nucleotides. RefSeq names its product isthmin 2b (gene ism2b). NCBI's taxonomy places the organism in Eukaryota, Metazoa, Chordata, Actinopteri, Characiformes, Serrasalmidae. The transcript is spliced from 6 exons. Bases 384 to 1850 code for a protein of 488 amino acids. The record is from RefSeq and is a predicted model, not a curated record.